Molecule: messenger RNA, 2191 nt
Organism: Monopterus albus (swamp eel)
Lineage: Eukaryota; Metazoa; Chordata; Actinopteri; Synbranchiformes; Synbranchidae
Product: C-Jun-amino-terminal kinase-interacting protein 3-like
Exons: 5
Coding region: 433-1221 (262 amino acids)
Biological process (GO): vesicle-mediated transport
Cellular component (GO): cytoplasm
Molecular function (GO): MAP kinase scaffold activity; signaling receptor complex adaptor activity; kinesin binding
Source: RefSeq, a predicted model, not a curated record
GUUCUUCAGCAUGGGCUCAGCGAGAGCCGAUCCACAGGCUGGCCCAGUCCACAUCCACUGCUCCCCGGAUCAGAUGCUCUCUGCGGGAGGGCGGAAAUAGCUGGGCCGCGUCUGGAGGUGACACACUGGGCUGGUGGUGGAGGAGGAAGGGGCCCUCUUUACAUCAAAAUACUGUAGAGCUGUUUUCAGCACCGAGAUAAAGGUUAGCCUAUGCUCCCACACAGCAGCCAGUCUUCGUUCAGUAAACAUGUGUUGAUGUAAAAGGGCACAGGCUGCUUGUUUUCUUUACCUGAGGACGAACUGCGAUUGGAUGUCCACCUUUUUCUGCGCGGAGUGGAUCCAAACCGCGUGACACUCUCGCCUCACAGGCCCGAAAAAACUUUCAGCUCAGCCUCCUCAUCUGGAAAACAGAAGCCGGCUCCACCUGCCAAGAUGAUGGAGCUGCAGAUAGACGAGGUGGUCUACCAGGACGACUACGGCUCCGGCUCUGUGAUGUCGGAGCGGGUGUCCGGCCUCGCCAACAGCAUCUACCGGGAGUUCGAGCGGCUGAUCCGCAGCUAUGAUGAAGAGGUGGUGAAAGAGCUGAUGCCGCUGGUGGUGAACGUCCUGGAGAACCUGGACGCGGUGCUGACUGAAAACCAGGAGCACGAAGUGGAGCUGGAGCUGCUGAAGGAGGACAACGAGCAGCUCAUCACCCAGUAUGAAAGGGAGAAAGCGCUCCGCAAACAGGCGGAGGAGAAAUUCAUUGAAUUUGAAGAUGCGCUGGAAGCUGAGAAGAAGGAACUACAGAUGCAGGUGGAGUUUCUGGAACUGCAGGGGAAACAACUGGAGCUCAAAACAAAGAACUAUUCUGACCAGAUCACUCGGUUGGAGGAGCGAGAAUCAGACAUGAAGAAGGAGUACAACGCUUUGCACCAGCGCCACACGGAGAUGAUUCAGACGUAUGUCGAGCACAUAGAGCGGUCCAAACUGCAGCAGGCAGGGAGCAACAGCCAAUCGGAAGGCUCUGGCUGUGGACGAACCAAAGCGCAGCGCCCACCAUCGUUGAGCCUGUACCCCAGCGGUGAGGGCAUGGUACGUGGGGGUCUCGGGGGGGCUAGGAUGAUGCCCGGGAAAGACAUCUGGCAGGUCAGCGAGCUCGGCCAGUCUACCUUCAGCUCCGCCUACCAGGUGGGACAGAGAGCGGCCAUGUCCUCCUCCGUGACCACAACCGCAGCGUAGAAGGGGGGGAGGUGUCAGCCUUACCGCUGCCUGUCCUGCUAGCCACACCCACACAGACCGCCUCCCCUCCCAAGCCUGCUUGUGUCAUUUUAGAGGAAACUAUUUAUUCACAUCAGUUGGAAAGCUGCCCUUUAAAGUCAGAUUUUUAAGUACAUAGUAUGUUGACUCAAGCAAGCUGGGGCCGUGUUUUUUUUUUCUUUUCAUGGGUUUACUGUGUGACCACGGAGCUUCUGCUGUGUGUCAUCAUGCUUUACUUUACACUUGUGCAUUAAGGUUAAACCUGUGGGUUUAAAUGUCCUCAUUUUUUACGCUGUGCUAUUCGUGUUCUUUGUCAUAUCUUGCUUUAUAUGUGCAAAAAAACAAAACAAAAAAAACUUCCAAGGUAAGAAAAACAAAAGGACAGUGUUGCUUUCUUGCUGUGGCUGCGCCUGGUAUUCAGCUUUGAAGUAAUAAGUGUAGGUUAAAAGCACAUUUUAGGCUUUAGAUAGGCUUAUGCCAGGUUUUGACUUGUGCUAUGUAAUUUGCCAUCCAAAUAUAACUACAGUGACUUUAGCUAGGGUAAAUGAAACAAAGAUCUCAUAUAUCACAUAAAUAUAUAAUGUGCAAACUAUCAACUUUCUAUCUACUAACAAUUCAAAAAGGUUUUCACAAAAAUUAGCUUAAUUACUUGGAUUUAUUGGUUUCAUGCAUCAAGAAGUCACCAAACUAAGUCUAUCACAGCAAAGCUGAUCACAAUUUGACUUUACAACUUUACCAUUAUAAGUGCCAAAGGCUUAAACUUUCCAAAGUAGCCAACGAUGAACGUUAUAAUACAGUGUAUAGUAAUAUCCACAGUAUUUUUACACUCAAAUCAAAUGAGUCAUACAUGUGUUAUUUGAAAAAGUUGGUGCUUGAUCCCAUCUACAUUGUAUGACGGUCAUAUAAUGUCGUCUGUCUCUUGCUCCCUUGUCGUCUCAUACCACCGCUGUAU